Messenger RNA from Stegostoma tigrinum, 5247 nucleotides. RefSeq names its product neuroligin 4 X-linked a (gene nlgn4xa). The transcript is spliced from 7 exons. NCBI's taxonomy places the organism in Eukaryota, Metazoa, Chordata, Chondrichthyes, Orectolobiformes, Stegostomatidae. Gene Ontology annotation, biological process: chemical synaptic transmission; modulation of chemical synaptic transmission; synaptic vesicle endocytosis. Gene Ontology annotation, cellular component: synapse; cell surface; postsynaptic specialization membrane. Bases 932 to 3445 code for a protein of 837 amino acids. The record is from RefSeq and is a predicted model, not a curated record. Gene Ontology annotation, molecular function: signaling receptor activity; neurexin family protein binding.
CAGUUCCGUGUCCUACUUCAGCUCUCUCUCUCUCUCCCUCCCUCCCUCCCUGUGUCUCUGUCAAUGUAAUGGGCAAAAGCAGGGGUUAAAGCGUUCACCACACACACACACACACACACACACAUAUACACGCACAUACACACACACACACAAACUCCGUGCCUUGCUCCACACUCUUUUCCUGUGUGCCCCUGUGUCUGUCUGUGUGUGUAUGUGUGCGUGUGUGUGUGUGUGUGUGGACCUCUCUCUGUGCAACUCACCAGCGCUUGAGCUGCUUGCAUCUCAAGGUUAAUACAAGGCGCAGGAAAUUUGGAAGGGGCAGUUAUCGGCGACCCAUCCAAUGUGUUCAGUUUGCAGGAAAGAUCUCAUCUUGGAUCUGGAAGAAAGCGAAAUCAAACACGCCAGGAAACUGGCCUGGAAGAUCCAGAGAGGGAAAGCUUGGUGUAUAUCUCAACUCAAACUGGUCUAUAACUGAUGCUGCUGCGCCGUGUGGAUUAAUUCAGCAUUUCUUUCCUGCAUUUGGAAGACUCGUGAAAGGGAAAAGUCAGUUGAGAAAACAAAAAGAAAAUCUACAAACACUCGCCUGGCCAAAGGACUUUAAAUCCAGCGCCCGGGGUCUGUGUGAGCUGGCUUGACUCUUGGGGUUGGUCAAUCCUCCUUGGUGGAAGGACCUCAUUGUUCAAGGGAGUGUUUUGCCUUCAUUCCAAUCUGACUAGAGGACGUUCCUAUAUAGCAAGAUGGUAAUCGCGGACCCAGAAGGAUAAUACUGGGCUUCAAUGCAAGUAGUUGGAUCUUCGUGGUGGUAAAUGGAUCCUCUGGGUCGUACCAGUCCAGUCGCGAGAGGUUAAGAUCGACAUUGAUUCCCAGCCUGUGACCCAGGCUGUUUUCUCACGUCUGGAAGAUCGUAUACUCACUCUGGGAUCAUAAGACAAUGUUCAGCUCCAGUGGAAUACCGUGGCUGUCUUUUGUCCUUGCCCCAACUUUGAAUCUAAACGUCCUCCUUUGGAUAACGACCCUCGCAGUGCGGUCUGGCCUCCUCAGUUGCCAGGAAAACUACCCCAUCGUCAACACCAACUACGGGAAGCUGAGAGGGGUGAGAAUGCCACUUCCCAAUGAGAUCCUGGGACCAGUGGACCAGUACCUUGGAAUACCGUACGCCUCAGCUCCGACGGGCGAGAGACGCUUCCAGCACCCAGAGUCCCCGUCCUCCUGGACCGGCAUCAGGAACGCUACGCACUUCGCCCCGGUCUGCCCCCAGAACAUUCACGGGAUUUUGCCCGACAUGAUGUUGCCUGUCUGGUUUACCUCCAAUCUGGAUAUCGUGGCCACUUACAUUCAAGAUCAGAGCGAAGACUGCCUCUACCUGAAUGUUUACGUACCGACUGAAGAUGGAGCCAACACAAAGAAACACGCUGAUGAUAUAACCAGUAAUCAUGGUGAUGAAGAUGAAGAUAUCCAUGACAAUGGUCCCAAACCAGUAAUGGUGUAUAUUCAUGGAGGCUCCUACAUGGAAAGCACUGGCAACUUAAUUGAUGGAAGCAUCCUGGCAAGUUAUGGAAAUGUUAUUGUUGUCACACUCAACUACAGGCUCGGGGUUUUAGGCUUCCUAAGCACAGGUGAUCAAGCUGCCAAAGGGAAUUAUGGAUUGCUGGACCAAAUUCAAGCAUUAAGGUGGAUCAGUGAAAAUAUUGGAGCUUUUGGAGGGGAUUCAAUGCGGAUUACAGUCUUUGGCUCUGGUGCGGGAGCAUCCUGUGUCAGCUUGCUGACACUCUCCCACUAUUCAGAAGGUCUGUUUCAGAAGGCAAUCAUUCAGAGUGGGACAGCCUUAUCCAGCUGGGCUGUUAAUUAUCAGCCUGCCAAGUAUACUCGUUUAUUGGCAGAGAAGGUCGGCUGCAGUAUGCUGGACACCAUUGACCUGGUGGAGUGCCUACGGAUGAAGAACUAUAAGGAGCUGAUUGAGCAGGACAUUAUGCCUGCCCGUUACCACAUUGCUUUUGGGCCAGUCAUCGACGGAGACGUCAUUCCUGAUGACCCCCAGAUCCUCAUGGAGCAGGGAGAGUUCCUCAACUACGACAUCAUGCUAGGCGUCAACCAAGGCGAGGGCCUGAAGUUCGUGGAGAAUAUGGUGGACAACGAGGACGGUAUCUCGGCUAGUGACUUUGACUUCGCCGUCUCCAACUUUGUGGACAACCUGUACGGCUACCCAGAGGGGAAGGAUACCCUGAGGGAGACCAUCAAGUUCAUGUACACCGACUGGGCAGACAAAGAGAACCCUGAGACUCGUCGCAAGACCCUGGUGGCACUGUUCACCGACCACCAGUGGGUGGCGCCGGCGGUAGCGACAGCUGACCUGCAUGCCCAGUACGGCUCACCCACCUAUUUCUACGCCUUUUACCACCACUGCCAGAGUGACAUGAAGCCAGGCUGGUCUGAUGCUGCACACGGAGACGAGGUCCCCUAUGUCUUCGGUGUCCCCAUGAUUGGACCCACUGAGCUUUUUCCCUGUAACUUCUCGAAGAAUGAUGUUAUGCUCAGUGCAGUGGUCAUGACCUACUGGACCAACUUUGCGAAGACAGGUGACCCAAACCAGCCCGUUCCACAGGACACAAAAUUCAUCCACACAAAACCCAACCGGUUCGAGGAAGUUGCCUGGUCGAAGUACAACCCAAAGGACCAACUGUACCUUCAUAUCGGCCUGAAGCCCAGGGUGAGGGAGCACUACCGAGCUACCAAAGUGGCCUUCUGGCUUGAACUGGUCCCUCACCUUCACAACCUGAACGAGAUCUUCCAAUAUGUGUCGACGACCACCAAGGUGCCACAGACAGACUCCACGCCAUUCCCUUACGUGACCAGGCGGGCCCCAGGGAAGUUGUGGUCUUCGACCACCAAGCGCCCACCUCUGACUCCCUCCCACAACCCCAACAAGCAGGCCAAAGAUACGCGCAAGUCCAGCCCCGAAGAGACGACGGUCCUGAUUGAGGAUAAGAGGGACUAUUCGACCGAGCUGAGCGUCACCAUCGCGGUGGGGGCUUCGCUGCUCUUCCUGAAUAUCCUGGCCUUCGCCGCCCUCUACUACAAGAAGGACAAGAGGCGCCAUGAGACGCACCGACGACAGAGCCCCCAGCGCGGUGGCAGCGGUGGGGCUACCAACGACUUGGCUCACCUCCAGAACGAGGAGAUGAUGUCGCUGCAGAUGAAGCAGAUGGACCACGAGCACGAGUGCGAGGCAAUGCAGACCCACGACACCCUGAGGCUCACUUACCCACCCGACUAUGCCCUGACCCUGAGGAGGUCACCGGACGACAUCCCGCUCAUGACCCCCAACACCAUCCCCAUGAUCCCCAACACCCUGGCUGCAAUGCAGCCCCUGCACACGUUCAACACAUUCACUGGAGGGCAGAACAGUGCAAGCUUGCCCCACGCACAUUCCACUACCCGGGUAUAGCUCCCCUGUAGGAGGAGCCAUAUUCCCCCCACUUCCCUCCACCCCCGUUUGAGGUCUCACCCGCAUUUGAGUGAGAAAUCUCAUUUUGCUUUUUUUCUUCCAUUUACAACACAAUUUUAACAAGCGCUGAAGCUGAACUUGACAGAAAACCAUCCGCAAGUAGAAGACAAAUAUCAGAGUAACUACUUCCUUUUUGACACAAUGGCCAUUAGGGAUGGGGGAAUAAGUUCCUGUAUUCACUUUGCAGUUGAAUUGUUUCAAUGAACAUAGCCAAGGGAAGGACAAAAUAAAAGAGAGAAACAGUGCAUUCUACAAUCAGAAUUGAAAGCAGAAGUCUUUUAUAUAUGAUGAGCGUUUGAAAACCAAUUCAAAUAUUCCACUGUAUCAGAUGGCACUGACAGCUCAGUGUCCAACAGCGCAGAGAAUCAUGGAUCUUUUCUAACCAUCUGGCAGCGACAGUGAGAAGGAUUAACCGUAGGACAGUGUAUUCAACAAAGGAUAGCUCUCGUUUCAAAGUAAGUGAUUGUACAGUAUCUUCAAUGUGCCACGCUGUGUUACACCCUUAUUGCCAGGAAUUAAUGAUCGAACAAAGGCUUUUUUUUCCUGAAUUGAGAUGUGUGAUGGUACUGCACUUGAUGAAUAUCCCAUUUCAUCGAUGAAAGGACAAUUCAGUUGUGUGGAUCCCAAGUCUGUAUGAAGUUAGACUGACUUGUCCCUCUGAACUGUAUUUAUGAAACUUUGUAAACAUCUGUAAAUAGCUGUGGGUUUAAAGAAGAAAAAGCUUUUAUUGUUCUUUUUAAGUUUUAAAGGGUCAGCUUUUAGACAGCUUGUGCUUUAUAUCAUGUUCUUUCUGUAUAUACAUGAGAUGAACCAUCUCUGUUCUCUGCCAAUUACUUUACCUGGAUAAUAUGGUACCUGAAGUACUUUUGAGGCUUGGGUAUUUAUACCAUCAACCUCUGUAGAAGAUAUGGCUGCUUAUGCUUACUACCCAGAACAUUUCUUCUAUGUAACUUAGCUUAUCUCUGUUUUAGAUUAUGUUAGGUGCAUGUUUAAGUAUCGUAGCAAGCAACUGUGGAUUUGUAUUUUCUUUCAGUACAUGAUCAGAAAGGAAAAGGUGAGUCAUGACACACGGCAAAGUGGGACUCAUGGAGUCCUGAGGGCAGUUGGGCGGGAUAGGGAGAAUUUACAAAUAAACAAUAUUGUUAAUAUUUAAAGCAGACGACAAAAAAAAAGUUUUCUCUCAUCAUCCAUCUCACAUCAGUUCUCUUAGACAACACUCUUGUUAUUUGCCUUUCGCGGGAGGGAUGGGAAUUGCAACAAGCUGACGACUGACUCAAAUUGGAUUAGCAGGCCCAGGCGAUGUGUCUGAGGGAGUGCACGACCAGGAAACACCAAGUCUCUCCUGCUUUGUAAGGGUGCCUAGCAAUCCUAGAGGAUCCAUAUUGAAAUUUUCCAGACCACAAACUUCAAGAUGUUCGAGGUAUAAAGGUUAAAGGAUAAUUAUGUGCUUUUGGAGAAUGAUAGACAGAUUGAACACGAUUUUGCCGUUGGGAGAAACAUACCUCGUAAGGACAGAAGUCUAGAAUACAAGUAAUAUACUUUCAUUUGAAUCUUGUUAACUGUGUGCAUUCUUUAUCUCAUUUUGUCCAAUACAUUUUGAAGCACGAAGGGUCCUUAAAUGUAGUAUAUCGAUGUAUAUGUUUUUGUUCCACUUUUGUUUGCCUUAAGUGAUAAUAGACAAUGACCUUUUGGCUGGACAUAUAUAUAUAUAAAAUUUUCAGCAGCUUUUUUAAAUAAAAUGA